CUCAUCUCUUUCUAUCCACUCUGGUCUCUCUUCCCUCCGCUGGAUUGCCUGCCUCACCAACUUUCAUCCAAAAAGCAAAGAAACUCAAGCUCACAAUGGCAGCCAGUUACAAGAGCACUUCGUACAGCGUGAGGAGCUCCUCUGCCCCGAGGAACUUCAGCAGCCACUCCUACACCGGAGCAGGAGGGCUGACCGCCCGCAAGAGCUACAGCGUCAGGAGUUCCUACGGGGGUAGUAACAGGGGCUAUGGAGGGCCAGGCAUCAUCACCAGCACCAGCAACUACGGCCUCGGCUCCAGCAUGGGUGGAUCGGGCAUGGCUUUUGGGGGUGGCAUGGGACUGGGUCAGGCCCAAAUCUCUGCUGUGACUGUCAACAAGAGUCUGCUGACCCCGCUCAACUUGGCCAUUGACCCCACCAUCCAGGCUGUCCGCACCCAGGAGAAAGAGCAAAUCAAGACCCUCAACAAUCGCUUUGCCUCUUUCAUUGACAAGGUGCGCUUCCUGGAGCAGCAGAACAAAAUGCUGGAGACCAAGUGGAACCUGCUGCAGGGCCAGACCACCACGCGCUCCAACAUCGACGCCAUGUUUGAGGCCUACAUCACCAAUCUGCGCAGACAGCUUGACAGCCUGGGCAACGACAAGAUGAAGCUGGAGGCUGACCUGCACAACAUGCAGGGCCUGGUAGAGGACUUCAAGAACAAGUAUGAAGAUGAGAUCAACAAGCGUACAGAGUGUGAGAACGACUUCGUCCUCAUCAAGAAGGAUGUUGAUGAGGCCUACAUGAAUAAGGUUGAGCUGGAGGCCAAGCUGGAAAGUCUGACAGACGAGAUCAACUUCCUCAGGUCCAUCUAUGAGGAGGAGCUGCGUGAGCUCCAGAGCCAGAUCAAGGACACAUCAGUCAUUGUGGAGAUGGACAACAGCCGUAACCUGGACAUGGACAGCAUCGUAGCAGAGGUGAAGGCUCAGUACGAGGACAUCGCCAACCGCACCCGGGCUGAGGCAGAGACAUGGUACAAGACCAAGUUUGAGGAGAUGCAGACAUCCGCCAGCAGAUAUGGAGAUGACCUGAGGGCUACCAGGACAGAGAUUGCCGACCUCAAUCGCAUGAUCCAGAGGCUGACGUCCGAGAUUGAUUGCGUUAAAGGACAGCGUGCCAAUCUGGAGGCUCAGAUUGCCGAGGCCGAGGAGCGCGGCGAGCUGGCUAUUAAGGAUGCCAAGUCCCGCAUCCAAGACUUGGAGGAUGCCCUGCAGAGAGCCAAGCAAGACAUGGCCCGCCAGAUCCGCGAGUACCAGGACCUGAUGAACGUCAAGUUGGCUCUGGACAUCGAGAUCGCCACCUACAGGAAGCUGCUGGAGGGCGAGGAGGACAGACUGGCAAAUGGCAUCAAAUCCAUCAGCAUCUCCAAACAAACCACAAACCCAAUCAGCUGCAUAGACACGAGACAGAACGUCUACUCAAGCGGUUACAGCAGCGGCUAUAGCAGUGCCGGCGGCUACAGCAGCGGCGGCUACGGCAGCGGCUACGGCAGCGGCUACAGCGGCGGCUACGGCAGCGGCAGCUACGGCAGCGGCAGCUACGGCACCACCAACUUCAGCGGCGGCAGCGGCGUCAACACCCAAACCAAGAAGAACAUGGUGAUCAAGAUGAUCGAGACCAGGGAUGGCAAAGUGGUGUCUGAGUCCUCCGAGGUCAUUGAGGAUUGAGCUAGUGUGGUUUUAACGCAACUCAGAGUGCUUUGAGCUCCCUUCUCUGGUAGUUUUUACACUUACAUUUCAACUCCCACCUAACUUUUUGUAAUUAACAUGUCUGACGCUUGCCAGUCACUCUACCAUAGAGCCUUAAAAAAAAACAAGCAAUAAAGUAUCCUUUCGCUACCAAUUACCUGAAAGGGACCAAAGAAUCUAUUUCGUAUGUGUGAUACUUGAGUGUUGUCUCGGAAAGUGAUGUUAAAGUGAAGGUAAAUCCGAAAUUUGAAUAUACGCAACAGCUACUCACUGAGGACUGCUCCCCCUCUAGUGAACGGUGGAGCUGUCGAAGGAAUGUGAAUGUGCUGAAGUGUCCAUGAUCUAACUAAUGUCUAAAAAAACAAUUGCUACUGUAGGUAGUGCAUGUCUUCCCCAUGCGUGUCCUGUAACCGUUUGACCUCCCAGGAGAGUGCCCACAUCAUAAUGUAGUCCUGAGGUGCUGUUUUUGCUACCACACCAAAUAAAAAAAAAAUCUCAA
This is a messenger RNA of Syngnathus typhle (broad-nosed pipefish), 2223 nucleotides long. RefSeq names its product keratin, type II cytoskeletal 8-like. The transcript is spliced from 8 exons. The record is from RefSeq and is a predicted model, not a curated record. Gene Ontology annotation, molecular function: structural constituent of skin epidermis. Lineage: Eukaryota; Metazoa; Chordata; Actinopteri; Syngnathiformes; Syngnathidae. Gene Ontology annotation, cellular component: keratin filament. Gene Ontology annotation, biological process: intermediate filament organization; keratinization. The coding region runs from base 96 to 1703 and encodes 535 amino acids.